GGCGCGGGAGGCCCCUCCCCUGGCGGCGGCGGGCUUGGGGAGCCGCUGGAGUUUAAGCACGCGGGAGGGAGAUGCGACCGCCGCUUGGGCUCCUUGCAGAUUUCGGAGCAUAAUGCUGGAGCAGGAGGCUGGUAGCUGGCGGUUUUCAAGAUGGCCGAGCUGGACGCCGACUUGGACCAAAUCAUCCCGUCUUCUGUCCUGUCCCCUUUCUGGGCUAAGUUAGUAGUAGGAUUUGCUUCCCUCCUGUGUUUUGCCAGGAGCUAUGAUGGAGAUUUUGUCUUUGAUGACUCUGAAGCUAUUAUUAACAACAAGGACCUCCAGUCAGACACACCCCUGGGGGACCUGUGGCACCAUGACUUCUGGGGCAGUAGACUGAGCAGCAAUACCAGCCACAAGUCCUACCGGCCACUUACUGUCCUGACCUUCAGGAUCAACUACUACCUGUCAGGAGGCUUCCACCCCGUGGGGUUCCAUGUGGUCAACAUCCUCCUGCACGGCGGCGUCUCCGUCCUCAUGCUGGACGUCUUCUCGGUGCUGUUCGGUGGCCUGCAUUUCACCAGUAAAGGCCGGAGGGUACACCUGGCCCCCAGAGCGUCCCUGCUGGCGGCACUGCUGUUCGCUGUCCAUCCGGUGCACACCGAGUGUGUCGCUGGUGUUGUUGGCCGCGCAGACCUCCUGUGUGCCCUGUUCUUUUUAUUAUCUUUCCUUGGCUACUGUCAAGCGUUUAAAGAAAGUAAUAAGGAGAGAACGCAUUCUUCCACCCUCUGGGUGUUGCUGAGUAUCAUUCUGGGAGCCGUAGCCAUGUUGUGCAAGGAGCAAGGAAUCACUGUGCUGGGCUUAAAUGCUGUGUUCGACAUCCUGGUGAUAGGAAAAUUCAACAUUCUGGAAACUGUCCAAAAGGCACUACAUAAGGGCAAAUCAUUAGAGAACACCGGUGUGCUCAGGAACAGAGGUCUCCUCUUCCGAAUGACCCUGCUCACCCUCGGAGGGACUAGCAUGCUUUAUGUACGCUGGAAAAUCAUGGGUACCGGUCCACCAGCAUUUACCGAGGUGGACAAUCCAGCCUCCUUUGCAGACAGCCUGUUGGUUAGGGCCAUAAACUAUAAUUACUACUAUUCGUUGAAUGCCUGGCUGCUGCUGUGUCCCUGGUGGCUGUGUUUUGAUUGGUCAAUGGGCUGCAUCCCCCUCAUUAAGUCAGUUGGUGACUGGAGGGUAAUUGCUCUGGCGGCACUUUGGCUCUGCCUAAUUGGCCUAAUAUUCCAAGCUCUGUGCUCUGAAGAUAGCUGCAAGAGAAGAAUCCUGACUCUGGGUCUGGGAUUUCUUGUGAUUCCCUUCCUUCCUGCAAGCAACUUGUUUUUCCGAGUGGGCUUCGUGGUCGCAGAGCGUGUCCUCUACCUCCCCAGCGCUGGGUACUGCAUGCUGCUGACCUUUGGCUUCGGAGCCCUAAGCAGACACACUAAGAAAAAGAAACCAGUUGCCGCCGUCGUCCUGGGCAUUCUACUCAUCAACGCGCUGAGAUGUGUGAUCCGCAGUGGCGAGUGGCGGAGCGAAGACCGGCUGUUUCGGAGCGCCCUGUCUGUGUGUCCUCUCAAUGCUAAGGUUCACUACAACAUUGGCAAAAACCUGGCUGACCAAGGCAACCAAACAGCGGCCAUCAGAUACUACCGGGAAGCAGUCAGACUAAACCCCAAGUACAUUCAUGCCAUGAAUAACCUCGGUAAUAUCUUAAAAGAGAGGGAUGAGCUACAGGAAGCUGAGGAGCUGCUGUCAUUGGCUGUCCAGAUACAGCCAGACUUUGCAGCCGCGUGGAUGAAUUUGGGCAUAGUUCAGAAUAGCCUGAAACGGUUCGAGGCAGCAGAGCAAAGCUACCGGACGGCAAUUAAGCACAGGAGGAAAUACCCAGACUGCUACUACAACCUUGGGCGGCUGUAUGCAGAUCUAAAUCGCCACGUGGACGCAUUGAACGCAUGGAGAAAUGCCACCGUACUGAAGCCGGAACACAGCCUGGCGUGGAACAACAUGAUCAUACUCCUGGACAACACAGGUAAUUUAGCCCAGGCUGAAGCAGUCGGGAGAGAGGCCCUGGAAUUAAUUCCUAACGAUCACUCUCUUAUGUUCUCCCUGGCAAACGUGCUGGGGAAAGCCCAGAAAUACAAGGAGUCUGAAGCAUUAUUCCUCAAGGCAAUUAAGGCAAAUCCAAAUGUUGCGAGUUACCAUGGCAAUUUGGCUGUGCUUUAUCAUCGCUGGGGACAUCUCGAGUCGGCCAAGAAACACUAUGAGAUCUCCUUGCAGCUUGACCCCGUGGCAGCAGGCACCAAGGAGAAUUACAGUCUGCUGAGAAGAAAACUAGAACAAAUGCACAAGAAAGAUGUCUGAUCUCCCCCACUCACUGUUCUGAGUGUGUGUGUGUGUGUGUGUGUGUGUGUGUGUGUGUGUGUGUGUGUGUGUGUGUGUGUGUAAUGAGGCCUCGGUUCAGAUUGUGCGUUCGGGUUUAGCCAUUUAAAGUUCUCAGGCUUUUUUGUUUACUACACUAUUAUUUUUUUUCCUGUGAAAACAAAGAGAUGCAAGAAGAUUGUAGCACCAGCAACACACUCUUGAAUGCUUGAGAGGAUUUUUUUGCAUUGAGAUUGUAUUUUUUCAGACUACCCAAAUGUAAUUCUAAAAUCUCAAAAAUGAAGCCUUUUUUUUUUUUAACUAAACAGAAAAAGGAGAAUCAAAAAUCAUCUCGAGCAACUUUUGCUCGUGUUAAACCUGCAUUUGGGGUGUGACUGGCGCAGUGAAGUGGCGUCACCUCGCCAUGGCCAACUCCCACAGACUUACAUAAGCAUCGUGUAUCUUGUGUGUGUGUAUGCUAGCAUGUUUAUUUAAUGACAAGUAAUGACAAGUAAAUUAAGGUCUGGGGGUUUAAGUCUCUUUGCAAUAGUAUAACUUGAAGUUUGUAAGAAAUUAUUCACUCUUUUGUGUUUAAUGGGAUAAAUAGUGGAAUGAAGAAGGGGAAAUUUUAACAUCUGGUGUAUCUGUAUAUUUUUUUUUCUUUCAUAGGAAGGUGUUGACUCCCAAGCUUUUUGGGGUAUGUGUGUGCAUUCCAACAUGUAUGAUGUUAGUACACAGGAUGAUGUUCUACAGAAAACUACCACUGGUGGUAGACUAACCCUGCUGUGUUUAGGCAAAUGCAGGCCGUCUAACGUUUUGGUUUCUGUCCUGCCCGGUGUUCAGAGGGCUGUUGUGUCCGUGUACAUUGUGUUUUCAUGUUUUUAGCCGAGGAAUGGGUUCCCAUUUCACAUAAUUGACCUACAGACAUUACUCUAUCCAGAAAAUGCAAAAAGGUUAAACUUUCUUACAAAAGAAGUCAAAGUUCUGGAUUGUGUGGUGUUCUUUAAAAAAAAAAAACGAGUUGCUUUUUUUCCCCCUUGUUUUAUCAGAUCUCAACGAUUUGUUCACUUAGUUUGUUCUUUAUAUACUGUUGACCUAAUAAUUCAUGCAAUUGCUGUAAUUUCUAUUGCAGUAAAAUUAUCACACAAACUGCUGCGAAA
Molecule: messenger RNA, 3533 nt
Organism: Mesocricetus auratus (golden hamster)
Lineage: Eukaryota; Metazoa; Chordata; Mammalia; Rodentia; Cricetidae
Gene: Tmtc4
Product: transmembrane O-mannosyltransferase targeting cadherins 4
Exons: 18
Coding region: 151-2376 (741 amino acids)
Biological process (GO): protein O-linked glycosylation via mannose; endoplasmic reticulum unfolded protein response
Cellular component (GO): endoplasmic reticulum
Molecular function (GO): protein binding; mannosyltransferase activity
Source: RefSeq, a predicted model, not a curated record